Molecule: messenger RNA, 2712 nt
Organism: Symbiodinium natans
Lineage: Eukaryota; Dinophyceae; Suessiales; Symbiodiniaceae
Source: the annotation of a GenBank genome assembly
AUGCUUCAUCGCCCGGAAGCGCUGGAGCUCGUCGCCACGACCGCGGCCGAGUGCUGCGUGGAUGGUUCUGCUGACUUGAUGGAAGUGGUGGUCCAGAGCGCCGGCUUCUCUGAUGGGAACCAGGUGUCCUUCUGGCUGAAUGGAAAGGAGCUUCACUCGACCAGGUCUCGAGGUUUCACGGCCCUGGUGCUGGCCGUCGACGGCGAGGUCAUCGCAGCCCCCGCGAGCUUCGACACCAACCAGGGCUCCGAGGAGUUCGAAGCCUUUUUGGAGAGUUUAGCGCCCAACACCACGGUCCUCCUCGGCGUCUCGGACGAAGCCUCCUCCGGAUUGACCCAGCGCGGCAAGGCCCUGAUCCAAGCCUGUGGUGGCCAGCAGAUUGCGAGCCUGCGCUUCAGGGAUUCCUAUGCUCUCGUCGGGGUCAAGGAUGGCGCUGCGUACGCCGAGGCCUACAUUCCACGCGGUCAAGGCGUGGCCGUGGCCGUGGGCACGCUACCGCGCGUGGAGGUGCCACUGCAAGAGCACGUGCCUUGCGUUGCACGGGCCCCUGUGCCUCCGACGAGGGGCAAGCUCCACUCUUCCGGCAACUUGGAGAUGUACACCGAGGCCGGCAAGUGUCGCUACCCGGUCUAUGAGCCAGACAGCAUCGGGGGUUGUCUGGGAGGAUCAUGGGUUGUCGUCAUGGGCACCUCGAAUGCCCAGCUUAUGGCAAACACCUUGCUGUUUGUGUUGGCCCACGAGGAGGCAAUUCCAUACAUCGAUUUUGGGAGCUACAACUUUCUGGAUUUCAUCCUGGAAGAUGGUCAAAUCAGCUACUUCAACGCUAUCGACUACUCCGUGGCGACCUGCGCGCAGAACUCCUCGGGCCUCAGCGAUCAUGAGCAGCGAUGCAAGGAGAUCUAUGCUGCAGAGCUUGCAAAGGCGCCAGAGCUGCGCCCCGAGAGGGUACGCGUCACGAUGUCCAUCACCUUCUUCUGGGAGCGUGCUCGCUCGAUCAUGGACAUCGUGGAGGCAGACACGGCGUGGAAGGACGCGCAGGUUGGCUACGUGGUCCAGGUUGUCGCCUGGUAUAUCGUGUGCCAGAACAUCAAAUUCCACCUCUGCCCAAGGAAUGAGCUUAAGAGCGACACAGAAGAUGAGACCUUUGCCAAGUUCACCAACGAGAUGGAGAGUGUCUUGGACUACAUGGAGACGACCUGUUCCCCUACAGGGCGAGCAGGGCGAGGUUUCGGCUGCGUCGUUGCCACGAACUCCUUCACCUCAGCCACUGGGUCACUACUGAGUGCCUUCACCCGCUUCAACCAGCAAGUCCUGAACUCGAUGGCGCCACGUGCCAGCACCACCUUCCGCUCGCUGGACAUCUUCGAGGUUGGAGCCUCAAUGCCCGGGGAGACGAUCGCCGGACAUGGCUCCCAGGUGUUACACCUCUGGGUCUGGACGAUAAUUUGGGGGGGCUGGUGCCCUGCGGGCUACCAAGCAGACAAGUGGAAGGUCAACUUCAUCGGCUCCUUAUGCUGGGCUGGAAAUGCAGAUCCAUCGAUUUGCCCGCGAGUCUCUUACGCCAGUGACUGGCACUGCAUCAACAGCAUCCCAUGUAUCAUGGACCCAGUGGAGUCCAUAGUGACCACAGCCGCUCCCAGCAGCACGAUUCCCGUGACGUUGAAGGUUGGGAUGCAGGAUCAAACCGUAUCUCCUGCCGGGGUGCACGUUGCCGGAAGUUUUCAGAGCUGGGAUCCCACAUCGACACAGCUCUCGGACCUCAACCAGGAUGGUGUGUACGAGGUGACGCUGUCUCUGUCUCCUGGGUUCUACGAGUUCAAGUUCAUCAACGGCAACUCCUGGGAUCAUGUGGAAUCUGUGCCUCCAGACUGUCAAGAAGCCGGCUCUGGCCACUCCAACCGAUACCUCUCUGUCAGCAGCGACUCCAUCGGCCAAUCGGUGCAUGUCUGCUUUGGCGGUUGUGCACCAUGCACCGAGACUACGUCCGGCCCAGAGCCCAUCACGACAACUCAAGUGCCUACGACUGCGGUGACAACUGAGGCUGAGACAACCACACGAACAACUACAGCCACAGUAGUCAGCACCACUCUGAGCCAGAGUCGGGUCAAAUACAGCUUUGUCCCCGUGGAUGGCGGAGUGGACCGGGCCUGCCGGGGCGGCAGUCCAGGGGACAACCAAGCUGAGUACUACACAGUCCUCCCAGGCGUUGCGGACCUCGCCGACUGCAAGGAGAGAUGUGAGGCAGCCACGGUGUGUGUCGGGGUGGAAUAUAGCGCUGGGCGCUGUGAGGUUUGGACUCGCAGCAGCGGAAUUCAGGCGAGUAUCAGCUUAACCGGCUUCGUGUGCCUCGGAUAUGUGGCCGAAGAAGCCACCACCACCGUAAGCCCGGCCCCGCCAGACUUCGAGGCCGUCGAUGGAGGCUCGGGUCGCGCCUGCAGGGGCUCCCACGCAGGCGACAACCUUGCCAGCUACUACACGGUCUCGGUGCUUCCAAGCCUCGAGGCCUGCCAGGAAGGCUGCAUGUCCUCGAGCUCGUGCGUGGGCCUCGAGUACAGCCUUGGCCGCUGCGAGCUGUGGACCCGCCUCGGAGGCAUCGGCUCCAGCAUCGCGCUCGACGGGUUCACCUGCCUCCGGCGCCUGCACGCUUCGACGACGACUGCGAGUGUUCCAGGCGGUCGCAGGCUCGCAGCCUUUCUUGCCAGAGAACCUUAA